AUGCAUCUUGAAGGAAGUCCUCCACCUAUGGAAGCGGAAGCACAUGCGCUUAAAGUGGCCAUUCUUUGGCUUGGAGAGCUUGGUCUAUCGAAUGUGGACAUUGAACUAGAUUGUUUGCUACUGGUUGAAGCCAUAAACAAUAGACUAAGUGACGGAACCGAAUUUGGUGUUAUUAUUGAUGAAUGUAAGACGUUAUUAGCAAACUAUCCAAACUUUAUGAUAAGUUUCAUUAGGAGGCAAGCCAAUUUUGUCGCUCAUACUUUAGCUAGGACGUCAAGAUCUUAUGCUAGUCACCAAACAUUUGAGUUGAUCCUAUCUUGUAUUAUUCCCACAUUGUUGAAUGAAAUAAUAUGA
Trifolium pratense (red clover) is the source of this 354-nucleotide messenger RNA. RefSeq lists its product as uncharacterized. Gene Ontology annotation, molecular function: RNA-DNA hybrid ribonuclease activity; nucleic acid binding. The transcript has a single exon. The coding region runs from base 1 to 354 and encodes 117 amino acids. The record is from RefSeq and is a predicted model, not a curated record. NCBI's taxonomy places the organism in Eukaryota, Viridiplantae, Streptophyta, Magnoliopsida, Fabales, Fabaceae.